AUGACUUCCGACAUGUCAACGACGAAUCUCGAUAACCUCGCCCGUCUCGUCGCAAGCAGAACCGACAGCCUGCUGGGCCGCCUCGUCCGCGUCCUCUCCACACCUGCAGGAAGAGACAAGACGCUCUGCACACUCCAAUACCUCCUUGUCGUCAUCUAUACCCAGCUCUCGCGUCUCCAAGGUCUGAGGUAUCGACGCUUCCUCCUCUCCGUAAGCCGCAAACUCGGUGCCGUCCUACUGCCUGGAGAAACUGUCGUCGCAACGCUAUCACCGCCUGAAGACAAACUCAGCCAUGUCAUCAAAGGCAGCAAGGCGCUAUCCGAGUUGAUCAGCGACUUCAGAUGCUUUUCUCGUGUCGUCGAGUCACUGGAUCUGUACACCUGGGCCAAGGGCACCUGGAACAGUCCUCCCGAGGACUCUGUCGUCAAAGCUGCCGUGUGGGGUCAGAUCUGGACCAUCACCGCAUACCAGUGGUACGAGAAUGUGGCUUAUCUAGCGUCCAAGGGUGUACUCCGUGGUGAGAGGUUCGACACAAAACAGCAGAACAAGUGGUGGGUGUGGAGCUCGCGUUACUGGAUGGCCUACAUUGCAUUGGAAGCCGUGCGACUCGCUCGUGUGUGGCAGCUCCGUCCAACUAUCGCGUCGGCAGGAGAUAGCGCGGAGAAAAAGGCGGACACGCUGGAAGCUGAGGCUUUGUGGAAGAGACAGAUGACUGUCAACAUGGCUUGGGCACCCGUCUCCUACCACUAUAGCUUGGAGUCGGGCUUCCGCAAUCUAUGGCGCCAAGCUGGUGCAGUGUAG
This is a messenger RNA of Aureobasidium uvarum, 801 nucleotides long. NCBI's taxonomy places the organism in Eukaryota, Fungi, Ascomycota, Dothideomycetes, Dothideales, Saccotheciaceae. The record is from the annotation of a GenBank genome assembly.